Patella vulgata (common limpet) is the source of this 13396-nucleotide messenger RNA. Its product is annotated as FRAS1-related extracellular matrix protein 2. The transcript is spliced from 25 exons. The record is from RefSeq and is a predicted model, not a curated record. Bases 112 to 9363 code for a protein of 3083 amino acids. Gene Ontology annotation, biological process: cell communication. Gene Ontology annotation, cellular component: membrane. NCBI's taxonomy places the organism in Eukaryota, Metazoa, Mollusca, Gastropoda, Patellidae.
GUAUGGCUGUGUUGGUUAUACAUGUGCCAAACUUUCUUACUGAACUCAACGAGUUUGGAUAACAAGUUUUGUGUGAAAGCGGUGAUUGUGCAAUAACUCGGGUUCCUGAAAAUGGCCCGUUUUAUUUGUACACUGGACUUACAGGUGAUUUACGGCCGGACACUUAGUGCCGCUUUUGUCGCGUUGAUUGUGUUAAUACAACUGUGUGCGACUCAGGUGUUGUUACGACCCGAGGAUAUUUUACGUGCAAAACGUCCAAUUGAAGUGCCGUUAGGAAGAACUAUAUACGUUACACCCGAAGAUUUACAAAUAAAUGUACGGGGUGAAGAUCGAUGUACAGUUACUGUUUUAGACAAUGAUCCCUUGUCACAGAGACCAGGCAAACUUAUGCCGAUAAUUUUCCCAUGUAAUUUCGGUGCCCGAGAUGUACAAUACGCUCAUUUUGGAUCUCGUAAUCCAUCGGAGGACAGGAUUCGUUUACAAAUUCGUUAUGAUUCUCCCACCCAAACUUUACUUAUUCCAUUUACACUAUCUAUGGAAGUAUCUUUUGUACAGUUAGAAAUAGUCACACGUAAUUUACCUAUCAAAGUAAAUGAAUUACGGGGUGUCAGUCAGCCUAUCGACUCAAGUGUAUUGGAGUUUAAUUAUGACCGCGAGGUUGAAUUUUGUAAAGUGACAAUUUUAUCGAGAGCUAGUGGGUUACCCCGUUAUGGCAGAAUUAUGAAUAAUACCGAUAUGUUAAAUAUGGUUGAUUGUGACGAAUUUUUAACCAUGGGUAUACGAUACCACCACAUUUGGGAUAAGACGUCUCCCGACCGCGAUUAUAUUCCAAUGGUCGUUGAAGUGUUUGAUAGCGAUGGCAGCAUAACUAAACAGGAAUAUUUUCAAAUCAUGGCCCGAAUAUCAGGGGGAGAAAUAAACACUCGACCCCAGCCUAAAGUAGAGGCUUUAUUAGUUAUGGAGGUUGACCAAUUCGUCAUGACCGCUAUUACAGAUAAAAUUCUAUCAGCAACAGACGAAGAAACUAAUUCCGAUUAUUUGAUUUUCAAUAUUACUAAGCCAUUGGGACCGAAUCAAGGGCAUAUUGUCAGCACGGAUGAUCGUUACCAACCUGUUAAAUCCUUUUAUCAACGAGACGUGAGAGAUCUCAGGAUUGCCUUUAAACCCCCUGCUCAAGAUUCGAAUAGUCAACGCAUAUUUGAAGUGGGUAUUGAAGUGGUCGAUUCAGAAGGACUCGCCUCUGAUCCCUUUUUGUUGAUGAUAGUUGUAAAACCUAUGAAUACAAUGGCCCCUGUUGUCACGACCAACAGAGGUUUACAACUGUUUGAAGGACAGUCUCGUUAUUUAAAGAGUGACUUAAACUUACGCAUAUCCGAUGAAAACGAUCUGCAGAAUGUAAGAAUUUUUGUAGACGAUGGAUUAAGGCAUGGUCAGCUCAUAAUCCCAGGAGGUAGAAAAUUUUUCACUCCAAAAGAUUUAGAUGAAGGGACAGUGAUCUACCAACAUGAUGACACAGAUACCUACAGCGAUAACAUUAUAUUCAAAAUGACCGAUGGUCGAAAUGUAGUCGAGUACCUUUUCCCGAUUUCUGUCUAUCCAGUAGAUGACGAACCCCCAAUUUUAAAUGUGAACACUGGAUUAGAAAUUCGUAAAAAUGAACUGGCUGAAAUAUCCCCUUUUGUUUUAAGUGCAACUGACAUUGACAGUGAUGACAGUCAAAUUUCCUUUGAUUUACAACCACCUUACUCCACUGAAGGCAUAAUCUUAAAGAGACAAUUUGAAGUUCCUCGAGAUUCCCAAGAGUGGCAGGUAACAAACGGUGUGUAUGAAAAAAUUGUGCAGUCCUUUACUCAACAGGAUAUCAUGGAUGGUAAAAUAUUUUAUCAGCAUGUUGGUCCUCAUAGAUCAGAUUUUGUUAUGGACAGAAUACGUUUUAAAUUAUUUGAUGGAGGCGAACCACCAAAUAGCUCGGAUAUGGAAGAAUUUAUUGUCAAAGUUGCUCCCAUAGAUGACCAACAGCCAUAUAUUUACCCUGAUACCUCUCUUCAAAUGGAUGUUAAUGAGUUCCAAUUGACAGAACUGAAAAGAAAAUUUUUGAGGUUUACUGAUGAUGACACUGAUGAUAGACAAUUAAAAUACACCAUCACAACUCAACCAUUUGAUACUGAUCCUAAUACACCAUUAGAACCAGGUACAAUCGUGAUGUGUGAAGAUACCCAAAGAAGAGUUAGAACUUUCACUCAAGCCCAGGUCAAUCAUCAUAAGAUAUGCUAUAAGCCACCAAGCUCAGAACUAGGUUUUGUCCCAAGAAUUAUCCAGAUGGCUUUUGAUGUAGAAGACAUCAAUGGAAAUGCUAUUGGGGGACAGAAAUUCACAUUCUUGAUCAAACCUGUUAAUAAUCAGCCACCCAAAGUCAUCAAUGGAGGCCUAAAUGUGAUAGAAGGGCAGUUUACUAUUUUGACCCGAGAGAUGUUGGAUGCAGAAGAUCCGGACACUGAUGGUUCUAACAUACACUUUGUUAUGGAUCAGCUGCCAACUCAUGGAGCACUACAACUAGACGAAGAUAUUUUAGAUAUUGGAGACAGCUUCACUAGACAGCAUAUCCAGAGCGGAAGAGUUGCCUACUUCAAUGUUAGAGAUGAUAAUGGUGAUGACACCUUUAUUAUUGAUGUCACUGAUGGUGUUCAUCAUGUUCCUGUCACCUUUGAUGUCAAAAUCGAUUUUAUUGAUGAUGAGGCACCUACUUUAAUUGGUAUUGAUUCUGGAACUUUAGGAAUAUCAUUAGAGGUUAAAGAAAAUAAUGUUGUCAGAAUUACACAAGACAAAUUGAAGGCAUCCGAUCCAGACACUGAUGAUCAACAACUGACCUUUGUACUUUCUAAAUCUCCAUACGAAGGUGCAGUCUUACUUAAUGGAAGACAGACGGAAGAAUUUAGUCAGAAAGAUGUUGCUGAUGGAAGAGUUGAAUAUAGACACACGGGAGGAGAAGUUGGACCUGUGGGUAGAAAUGACACUUUCCAGCUAAUGUUGACUGACAGAUCAGCUGAUUUCAUUGUUGGUGGAAAUCAAAUAACAGAAAUAUCAGUCCAUGUUAAAAUCUUGCCAGAUGAUAGCAUAGCUCCAAUUGUAAGCGUUGGUGCUCCAUUUGAAGUUCUAGAAAAUGAUAAGGCACCAAUUUUACCUAUUCAUUUAGAUGCAACUGAUAUUGAUACCGAAGAUGAAAAUAUAGUGUGUACUAUCAUUACUCAACCCAUACAUGGAUAUGUGGAGAAUGCCUCACCAGGACCUGGUUCGGAGAAACCAAGAACUGGUUUACCUGUUUCAGCUUUCAGCAUAAAAAAUGUAAGGCUUGGUCAGGUAAACUAUGUUCAAAGUGUCCACAGUGGUGUUGAACCUAGACGUGACUCUUUUACUUUCUAUUGCUCUGAUGGUAUAAACAGUUCCCCAAAUCAGCAGUUUACUGUAAACAUUUAUCCUGAAAACGAUGAAGCUCCUGAAGUAUUCCUCCGAGAAUUCAUGGUGUUGGAAGGGAUGAACCUAAUGGUAGAUCUUCCAAUAUUAAAUGUUGUGGAUAAAGAUGAUCCAGCUGAUGAACUAGUUUUUACCAUAACCAAAUUUCCAGAGCAUGGACAAAUUAUGCAGCAGAGAAUCCAGGGGUCUUUCCCAAUUGAAUCAUUUACAUUUGAAGAUAUAGCUGGUGCCUCUACUAUAGAAUAUGUCCAUGAUGAUACAGAAACUUUAUCAGAUUCUUUUGAAUUUUUUCUAACUGAUGGUAAAUUCAACAUCACAAAAGAAGUUCCUAUUAUUGUUAUUCCACUUGAUGAUGAGACACCCAGGCUUACCAUUAACAAUGGACUGGAAGUUGAAGUUGUGGGAGAAACAGUUACAAUCACUAAUGAUGAGCUCAAGGCUGAAGAUUUGGACUCAAAUGAUCCAGACUUAACUUUCAUUGUACGACAAAUGCCCAAAUAUGGAUACAUUCAGAAACUUUUAGGCAAUUUUAUUUAUAAUAUCAGUUUAAGUGCCAACUUUACCCAGAAUGACAUUGACAAUGAAAGAAUACAAUAUGUUCAUACAGGUCAAGAAGGUGUUCGAGAUCUUAUCAAAUUUGAUGUGACUGAUGGACUUAAUCCAUUGAUUGAUCGUUAUUUCUAUAUUACCGUUGAAGGAAUUGAUAUGAUAUAUCCCAGUGUUGUCAACAAAGGAGUGGAACUACCAGAGGGAGGAAGAAUAGUUCUUUCCACUGAUUUAUUGGGAGGAACUGACUUGAAUACCCCAGAUGAAAACCUUCAGUUUAUAGUUACUCGGGCACCAGGUCGUGGACAUUUAGAAAUAACAGAUUCUCCUGGAGUGCCCAUUACCUCAUUUUCACAACUAGAUCUAGCUGGUAAUAAAAUCCAUUACAUACAUACCAGUACAGAUGAAAUGAAAAUGGACAGUUUUGAAUUUGAAGUAACUGAUGGAUUCAAUCCUGUUGCUAGAACUUUCAGAAUAUCUAUAAGUGAUGUGGACAAUAAGAAACCGGUUUUGAUGUUCCAAACAUUAAGACUAAAAGAAGCUGAUAAUAAAUUAAUCACCCCCUUUGAGCUUAAAGCUGAAGAUCGAGAUUCUCCAAAUGAUAAGAUUGUGUUUACCAUUACACAAACACCGAUUCAUGGAAACCUGUUGUUUAAUAACACCAGGGUUGUUUCUACUUUUACCCAAGAAGAUUUGAAUGAAAAUAUGAUUACCUAUCAGCACGAUGGCUCAGAAACAACCCAUGACAGUUUCUCUUUUACAGUGUCGGAUGGCGCUCAUUCCGACUUUUUUGUUUUCCCAGAAAUUUCAGUGACCACCCGACGUCCACAAACAAUUAACAUUGAAAUCAAAGCUAUUGACAAUGGAACUCCACAGAUUUCUGUGAACUCAGGAGCCUCAACCUUGUACAACAUGGGAGGGGGUGGACUAGGAUUUAAAAUUACCAAAAAAGCUUUAAAAACAAGCGAUCGAGACAGCCCUGAUAAUAAGCUAAAGUAUACCAUAACAUCUGCCCCAAAAUAUGGGUAUAUCAUCAAUACUGCUAUUGGCAACAGAAGCAUUAAUACUUGGUCGCAAGGUGAUAUUAAUCAAGAGAAUAUAGAAUAUGUCUUACGAACAGGAAUCAAUGCUACAAGUGAUAGUUUCUUCUUUAAAGUAUCAGAUAAAGGUAAAAAUGUUUUGACUAAUCAACCCUUCCAUUUAAACUGGGCAUGGAUAUCCUUACAGAGUAAUCAAAUUUUAGUAAAUGAGACUGAAAAUAGACUCAAAGUUAAAUUGAGAAGAAGAGGCUAUCUCGGAGAAACAUCGUUUGUCACUAUUACUGUAAUUAAUGCAACAGCUAAAGUUGGUGAAGAUGUAGAUAAAAGAUAUGCUAAACAAGUUCAAUUUAAUCCAGGUCAGACUGUGAAGACAUGGAGAAUACGUAUGGUAGAUGAUACUAUAUUUGAACAGAAAGAGACUCUACAAUUGAAAUUAUCAGAUCCAGUUCUAUCAGUUAUAGAAAAUCCUGAUCAGGCAACAAUAACUAUCUUAGAUUCAGAAGAUGAAUCAACUGUAUUUUUCCCUGAGAAAGAAUAUCGUGUAGCAGAAGAUAUUGGUGAGAUAUUAAUACCAGUUAAACGAACAGGAGAUUUAUCUGAUGAACUCAUGGUUAUAUGUUCAACUGUACAAGGUUCAGCCACAGGAACAAUACCAAGUACAGUAACAUCAUAUUCUGAUUACAUCACUAGACCGUCUGAUCAUCGUAGUAUUAUCAGGUUUGAUAAAGAUGAAGAUGAGAAAUAUUGUCGUGUUAUGAUUAUUGAUGAUUCGCUUUACGAAGAUGAGGAGAAUUUUUCCGUCAUCCUCAGUGAACCUAUGGGUGGUAAAAUUGGAGAAAUCAACUCUUCUACAGUUAUCAUUGAACCAGAUAAAAAUGAUGAACCAGCAUUUUAUUUUGGUAAAGCUGACUAUAUGAUCGAUGAAAGUGAUGGAUUUGUAGAAGUUAAAGUAUGGAGAACCGGUACAGAUCUUAGUAAACCAUCCAGUGUUACUGUCAGAUCACGCCGUACAGAACCCAGAUCAGCAGAAGCUGGAUUAGAUUAUAUUGCUGUCAACAGAAUACUUGACUUUGCACCUGGUGUAACUAUGCAGUUAGUCCGUAUAACAAUUCUAGAUGAUCUCGGUAGACCGAAGGUAGAAGGUCUAGAAACCUUCCAGGUUGUUCUGCGUAUGCCCAUGGCAGCCAUGUUGGGAGAACCAAGUACUUCAGUUAUUACUAUCAAUGAUUCUGUUUCUGAUGUACCUAGUAUGGAGUUUAAAGAAGGAAGUUAUGAAGUAUUUGAGAAUACAGGAGAGGUUAAAGCAAUGGUAAUAAGAUCCGGUGAUUCCAGUAAACAAGCUACAGUCAGAUGUUAUACCAGACAAGAUACGGCUAAAGUUUUAGAUGAUUAUAUUGAAAGACCAAACAUCAACGCAUCCAUUGUCAAAUUUUUACCAGGUGAAUUAGAGAAGCCAUGUAUUGUAAAGUUAAAUAAUGAUACAAAAUAUGAGAGAGAUGAAGAGUUUCGAUUGGUAUUAGGUAAUCCAUUGAGUAAUGGUAAACCAGCUAAACUAGGAAAACAGAAUCUAACUAAAAUAUCAGUUAAAGACAUUGGAGAUAAACCAGUAAUAAGAUUGGAGAAAAGUAAAUAUAUUGUAAAAGAACCUAUGUUUAAAGAAGAGACGUCUAUAUUAGUUGUCAAGGUGAUUAGAGAAGGUGACCAAUCAGAGACAUGUGUUGUAUCCGUAAAUACUAAAGAUGGUUCCGCUGAAUCUGGACAAGAUUAUAAUGGAAUAUAUAAAGAGGUUGUAUUUAAUAAGAAUGAGUCUGUAAAAGAAGUUGAGAUAGAGAUAUUAUAUGAUGGAGAAAAAGAAAUGAGAGAAGUUUUCACAGUUCAUCUUAGAAACAGACGUGGUAUAGCUGAUGUCAAGAAUACUAAAGCCAUCGUGUUUAUUGAAGAGCGAAACAAAGUAGCAGAUGUGACCUUUCCAUCACGACCCAUGGUUGUAUCUUUAAGAGAUUAUGAUACUGCUGAAAACGCUGCUCAACGACCAUACCAGGGUUAUCCUGUUGUCUGCUUAACGCCCUGCAACCCGAAACAUCCAGAUUUUCCAAAAACAGGAGCUAUCUGUACAUCUGAGGGCAUCAAUGACACAUUGACGUUGUUUAGAUGGCGUGUAUCAGCUCCGACAGGCGUUGACGGUGUAACAAGUGAUCUGCAAGAUGUAGAAUCUAACACCUUUUUCGCUAAUACAAGAAGCAUAUCUUUAGAUAGUAUUUAUUUCUCUGGAGGUAGUCGUGUACAGUGUGGAGGUCGAGCUGUUAAUGUUGAAGGUGAUCCAGGAUUAGAAUUGUUAAGUGAACCAGUGAUAGUCAGUCAAUCAAAUGGUUUAUGUGAACCUAGAUUAAUGGGUUCUGUUGGUGCCGAACCUUUUACAGCAAAAUUCAGAUACACAGGACCUGAUGAUCCCACACAUCCUAACAAAGUUCGUGUUGCUGUAACUAUACCACAUAGAGAUGGCAUGUUGCCAGUAGUUUCGACCAAUCAACUUUCAAACUUUGAAUUAACAUUAAGUAAAGAUGGAACUCGACUAGCUCUUCACCGAUGCUCUAAUUUACUGGACUACAAUGAAAUUCCAACUGAAUUUGGUUUUCUAACCAAUGCAACUAAAAAUCCUAAUGUUAUUGGUGAAGUGGAACCAUACCAAUAUAGUACCGAUCUACGAGGGAAACCAACUUUAAGAUUUUACAAGAAUUUAAAUCUUGAAGCUUGUGUAUGGGAAUUUGUGAGUUACUAUGAUAUGUCUGAAUUGGUUGAUAAAUGUGGUGGAUCUAUUGAUACUGAUGGACAGGUAUUGAACAUGAAACAAUCGUAUGUUUCUGUAAGAGUACCAUUAUAUGUGUCUUACGUGUUCCAUUCUCCUGUUGCAACUGGUGGAUGGCAACAUUAUGACAUGUCAUCACAACUUCAGUUAACAUUUGUAUAUGAUACAGCUAUUUUAUGGCAGAAUGGUAUCAGCUCACCAGAAGGCAAUGAGGGAUUACAAGGUUAUUUGUUUCCUACAAGUAUGAGAAUAGGUGAUGACAAUAAACUAACUGUAACAUUCCGUACAGAAGCCAGAUUUAGAGGACAAUUUGUUUUAGAUCAUCCAGGUACUAAUAUGAAAUCAAUGGUGAUGUCUGAUAGACCAGAGUUAUCCUUCACCUUGGAUUUAAUUAGAACAGAACCAACUUAUGAACAACCAGAACAACUAUGGCAGUUUGUUUCUGAUGCCUCUGUAAAAGAUUAUUCAGGAAUGUACAGUAUUAAACUGGUGCCAUGUACAACCCCAAUGGAUCAAGAAUAUUCUCUACCAGUAACAUGUAAUCCUCGUGAUGCCUUAUCCUUUGACCUACCAAUCAGAUUCCAGCAAGUUAGUGACCCGGUACCGACUAGAUUUAGUUUAAAUACAGAUUUUCACCUGAUGCGUAAACGUGAACUGUGGUUAUCAGAUGGAUCUAUGGGAUUUGGUGAUGGAACCGAUGCAGCAUUCACUACAGGUGAUAAACUUUACGGUAGAAUUAAUGUUGAUCCUGUUCAAAACCUAGGUGAAUCAUUUGGUUUAACGAUAGAAAAAGUAUUUUUGUGUUCUGGUAAAGAUGGCUACAUACCAAAAUAUAACCCAGAUAAUCAAGAAUAUGGCUGUCUGGCAAGCUCACCAAAUCUUCAACAUACAUUUAAGAUAGUUGAUAAAGGUGCCCCCUAUUCAGUUGUUGAAACUUUCCGUGAUAUACCUUUUAAUGCUAAAUUAGCCAAUGAAGAUCCGGAUGCUCUACCAUUAGUCUUGCAACCUGGUGCAGAUGGUUUUCAGAUAGACUGUUCUCCUAUGUUUAAGGUGGAUGCUGGAAGACAGUGGUUUUUACAUGCGAUUUAUACCGUACGAUCUAAGACUAACACAGCAAGAGGUAUUAGACGCAGGAGUGUAGAACAACACGCUAUGUUAUCAACACGUGUUAAGCGAGCUGAAAAUGAUGCUGCUGGAAUUGGAGAAUCUGGAAAGGGAACUAAUCUUGCUCGUAUUAAUUUAGAUCAUUUUUCAGAUGACAGGGGUUUUGAGGUGGGAAAAAAUACAACGACCACAAAAAUCCCUUUGUUGCCCAUUGUGAUUGCUAUUGCUGUUCUCUUGUUAAUAACUUUAAUUAUAAUCAUUUUAUUUGUAAGAAGACGACGGAAAUCCACAUCACCGCCACCCUCACCUACUAACACCAUCAUCGUAGCAACAGGCAAGGGUUCAAGUCGUAUUGUUAGUGCCAAUCAUUAUAAUAAUAGUAACUCCGAAGUUUAACCCCUUUUUUUCAUCUAUAAGAAAUUGUACAUUUUUUGUUUUCAAUGAAAAAGCCCAUUUGAUAUUGGCAAAGAAAAACAUUAUUUAUUAAAGCUAUUAAUGAAAAUGUUCCUAUUAAUUGUGAGAAAUUAGUGCUAAAUGUAACUAAUAUUUGCUUGAAUUUUAGGUGUAAAUCUCUUUUCUAAAGAUCUUCCAGAAUCAUAAUUAUUUAUCCUAAUAACUUUGGAAUGUGAAAACUCACUUAAUGAUAACUUGUUUCAGAUACUGUUCAUUUUUUUAAAGAAUACAUUAUCAGCUCUGAUAUUAUUUCAAAUAAUAUUCUGGAGGUGUUUUCUUGGUAAGAAAAUUUCCUAGAAUUACACAAUCGUCAGAGAACAUGUUCCUGUAAGUUUCUAAAUUGAUAAUAAAUUCCUGCUGUAAACUUGUAUUGUUUUAAAGAUGUUCAUGGAAGUUAUUUAUUUGGUGAUUAUAAAUUCUAAGAAUAACAUUACUUUGAAGACUAAUUUUCUAAAAAUAUAUUACUACAAGGAGAUCCUAAAUCCCUGAGAAUAUUUUUCAGGGAAUUGUAAUAUCUUUUAAAGAAUCGUUAAACUUUUAAAAGAAUAAUUUAAUGGAAUUAUGUUCUAUACAUAUAUUGUUCUAUGUAUAUUAUUAUCUAUACUGACACCCAACGCUAGAAUGAUAACCAGAUAAGAAAUUCUUGCCAUUUUAUAAACUGUGACAUUAUCUAUAUUUAAUUACUCACAAUACUACCUCUGUAUGUAGUGUGGUCAGUAUUUAUAUCUCAUACCAAAACAAGCAUAAUAUUAUAAAGAUCUAUAUCUAUGUAUCAUAGAAUACAAAAAUUCAGAUUUGUGUAGAACAAAAUGAUUACUUUGUAUUUGUCCUUCCACUUUUCGAAGAAAGCGAGGGAAUAUUAAAAUGGGUUCAUUUGUCGGUCUACAUUCUUAAUCCUGUUUUCCAUGUAUGCAUUUUGUGGCGUUUUCGCCGGAGAAAAUUUAGUCGAAUGCAAAUGUAAUGGGACUGUGUCCAUGUAACCAGCAAAAUUGAGUACAUGUACAUGGAAAACGGGGGUCUAACACUUUUGGGACACAAUAACUGUGCUUUUAAUUGAUGUAGAAUGUAAAAACUAGGUGAAGUCAUUCGUUACAUAAAUAUAUUGACUGAGUUCAUUGAUGAGAUUUUUCUGCUUGGGUUAAGCCGUGAUAAACAAUUUGAUUGUUAGAUGAUUUAUAAAAAGAUAAUUGUGUCAUCUUUUUAUUUUGGGAUUGAAGUGGGGGACAUCGGCCUCACUAUUGGCUUGUUAUCAUUUUGGUUAAGAACUUAAGAAUUAACAUCAAAAGAAACACAAAUUUAUUUUUAUACUACAUGUUUGAAUAUCAUCCUAAUCAUACAUGUAUUCUGAAAAUCAUACUGUAAUCAUACACAUUAGAGUGGAAUAUAUCAUUGCUCAAACAUUUCAGUACUUGAAUUAUGUAUUAGUCAUGGUUAGAAUCCUAUUAAACAUAUUUAUAAUUAAUAAUGCUCAAUUAAUUGAGGUCAAUAAUUUACUUAAAACAGAAUGUUAUGCUGUAAUUCAUUCGUAGAUCACUUUAAACCGAAGAUCAAAAUGCAUCUUAUUUUCAACCAUCACAUUAUUGAAAUAGUUUGGUCUCAAGAUCUGAAAAAAUAUUUUAUAUUAUGCAAAUCCAAAUGUUUUUAAUUAUCAACAUUUAUGUCAGAGAAAUUAUAGUUUCAAAAAUUUUAUUUAUUAGAAUGCUUUUUAAAUUACAAUAAUAAUCAUUCAAAGAAAUAAUUGCCUUUAAAAAUUUCAUAUUUUGUAGUAUGCUUUUUAAAUUGCAAUUGUAAUCAAUCAAAUGUAAAAUACUAUGUUAGGUUCAAGAAUAUCUAAUAACGGUAGCUUUAUAUUUAGAUGUAUAAUUUUUCCACUUAUUUGCAUAAUGACCGGUAACAAAAAUAAUAUUAUUUUCACUCAACCAAUUUACCACAUAAAACCAGAUACUCAUUUUGUGUGUUUUUUGUUAUUUGUUAUAUUUUUGUGAAUUGUGUGUAAAUAAUGUGACAGCGUGGCUUUAAAUUGUUUUAUAUUAAAAUAUAAUGAUAUAACUUCCCUCCUCCUUUAGUCACAAUGUAAUAUAUUAUUAUAAUGUAUAUUAUGCUAUAAUAUAUCAAGUAUGAUACUUUAUAAAAAAUCUUGUUAUAAUAGUCCUGAUAAAUUUUGCAAUCGUUGCAGAACAAAGAAAAGGGUUUUGAUGUAUUUUGAUUGUAGAAUAUUGAUAAAAUCAUCUUAACUACGUCUAUAAUGUACUAUACUAAUUAUAACAAACAUAAAACCGCUUCAAGGAUAAUGGAGAAUUAUUCACUAAGGCAAACUUACUUAUUCUGACUAUUAAUUAUACAGAGACGUAUGCUCCAUGUAUAUAACAGGAUUUGUGUUUAAGGUUCAUCAAUCAAAAUAAUGUAUCAACACACUCCCUGCUAACCCUUGCAUUCAUAUUAACAUACAAUAAAAACCCCAAUAAUGUUUAUUGUAGAUAUAUUACAUGUAUGUAUUAUUAUAAAUAAUUAUAAUUGUUUCUUUCAUUCAUUCCAUUCAUGCUUCUAGCUGUGAUUUUAUCAACUGUAUAUUAAUUGACCGUAGAAAGAAUUAAUUAUUAACUGCAUGACAUAUUUUUUGAAAACUUGUGGAGUGUUUUUCAUUUGAAGGAGUUAUAUGUUGUGUUUUAAAAGGGUAAAUUAAAUGUGUUUAAUGGUUUUUGUCCCAACGGUUCAUUCAGUUUUUAAUCUGAAUUUAAAUUUAAACAGCCUAUGAAAUAGAAUUUAUGUUCAAAUCAAAUUUUAAACUCAAAUUUAUUUUUAAUUUCAGUUUUUACUUUUUUAAAAAUUCUAAUGUGCUUAUGCAAAGAGAUUCUAGUGCCUUGAUGAGAUGGAAUUUUCUCACCAAUGCUUUGUAAUUGAAAGAUGUAAAUAAUUUAGAAAUGUUAGCAAUUUAGAAUGUUAACAAUUUUAUAUAGGGUAAAAUACUCUUUGUAGAUGAAAUACUAUGCAUUUUAGUGUAUAAUGUUUAUAACCAGGGCUGAGAACAGUUAACUUAUUAACUGGUUAACGUAUAAUAUAAGUUAAUAGAAAUGAAUUAACGCGUUAACACUCUGUGACGUCAUAUAUGCAUAUUCAGCUGGAAAAUCGCUAUACAUACCCUUGAAAGGACCGAAUUCAUGCAAAAUGUCAUCCAGAGAUCACAGUGUGACUGUUGCUUUAGUUACAUUUGCUGGAUCGCAAGUGUCCAGUCAAAAUAUCUUGGUCUCCAGUCUCCCACACGGGAUCAAGGGUCAAGGCCGAAAGCACCAAAUACAAUGUUUUUAAAAAGUUUCCCGCCUAAUUCCACCUAAAUCCUGGAAUAAGAUUUUUUUACUGUCUGAAAAAGGUUUGGUACAAAAAUGACCAUGUUUUAGGAGCUUCGAUAAUUAACUCAUAUUAACUCGUUAACUUUAAAAUUUUAAUGCGUUAACCAGUUAAAGGAAAUUUUAACGUGUUAACCAGUUAAAGGAAAUUUUAACUUGCUCUCAGCCCUGUUUAUAACAGUGACAGUUUUGGGCACUUAUUACUACAAUAAAAAUAUGGAGCCCUAAAAAUAUAUAUUCAUGUAACAAUAUUAUUCAGGAUAACUGAAUGGUAUUGGGGACAGACUUAGCCUAUGUAAUAAAAACCUCCCAAUAAAAUCAAUGAUAAUAGAAGAUUAUCAAAGAUUAACUUGAUUAUAUUAAAAUGUUAAUUGACAUGACUAUAAUUAUAAUUCAAGAUAUAGUCCAAUUAUUUAAAUAAUAAUAAUAGUAGUACUAUUUAUGCAUGUUUCUUCAGAUUAGUUAUUUACUAAAAGCCAUUCAUUUUAAGUUCAUGUGACAUCCAUGAAUUAUACUAACAUAAUAAUGAAGUUUAGAUCAACUGUUUUAUACAAAUUUUAUAAUAAAUAAAUUGUGUGUGAUUUUAUAUGCUGUAUCAUUUUCAUACAGAAUAAAAUAAAAUUCUAUAAGAA